GAGGAGGAACAGCAGCAAAGAGAGCAACUCAACACUGUUAGAGCCAUUGGGGAAGACAAGCUGGGAGUUAAAAAUGGAAAUAUAUACUGGAACCAGUUGAAUGCACCAUCAUCUGUGCCUGCUAGUACCACAACAAAUCCAACCACUGGUUACAUGCAUGUGCACACACGCAAAGGCAGGCGUUAAGUUUUGACUGAAUGUCUGAGCAUCCUACGUGCUGCAUCUGCCUGGAUACGUUCUCUAGCCCUACUUCCCUCCCCUGUGGACACUGCUUCUGCCUGGCCUGUAUAGGAGAAUACUGGAGGAUCCAUGGGGUCUGUCAGUGCCCCCUCUGCAAGGCAUUAUACCCUACCAGGCCACAGCUCAAAACAGACCAGACGCUACUGAGUGAUGAUGCAGCUGUGCCUUUAAAAGCUGGAGAGGUUCCCUGCGACUUCUGCACAGCAAAACGUCAAGCAGUCAAGUCCUGCCUGGUGUGUCUGGCCUCAUACUGCGACAUUCAUCUGGAGCCACAUUACCAGAGUGAAGACCUUGAGCGCCAUCUUCUGAUCAGUGUGGUGAAGAACCUGGAGGACUCUGUGUGUGGACUGCAUGGGAAACAGUUAGACAGGUUCUGCAGGAGUGAUCAAACAUGCAUUUGUGCCAUGUGUUCCCAGACAGAUCACAGGGGCCAUCACAUUGUUUCUAUUAACAAAGAAGCUGCGAAGAAGAAGGUCAAACUAAAAAGGAGAAAGAUGAAACUUAAGCAAACAAUUCAGGACAGGCUGAGUAAAGUGGAAAAAAUCGAGCGUUCUGUAAACCUCUGUGGGGAAAAUUCAAAGGAGGCACGGGCACAAAUUAAAGAGGCGAUCAAAGAGCUGGAGGAAGAAAUUUCUGAGCUACAGAGGAGUAAUGCUGAACUGGAGCAGCUCUCACAGACUGAAGACAGCCUCCACUUCUUACAGGUCUGCAUCACCGACAUGGCUUCUGGUCCUACAUCAUCCAGGGAGAGCCGCUUACUGGACUGUGAAGAAUUCCCAGAUGUGAACAUUACCCUGAGAGACAUUAUCAACCAGCAGAGAAUGGCCCCUGAGACAAAUGAUGAUAUAUAUACUGGGAGGGAUGAUGAAGUGGCCUGUGACAGUUGCACAGAGCCAAUAAAACUCAAGGCUGAGAAAUCCUGCCUUGUGUGCCUUGCCUCAUAUUGUAAGAGCCACCUGGAAAAUCAUUCUUCAAAUGUAAGGCUGAAGGGCCACAAGUUGGUAUCACCUGUGAAGAACUUGGAUGAGUGGGCCUGUCUGACGCAUGGACGCCCACUGGAGCUGUACAGCAGGAGGCAACAGAGAUGCAUUUGUGUUUGCUGUCUGAAAGAAAGUCCAGAGGAAGCUGUCACUGCUGAGGAAGAAUGGGACGAGAAGAAGGCUAAACUUAACAACACCAAGACAGAGUUACAAGACAAAAUCAAGAAGAGAGAAACAAAGCUGGAUGAAAUUAAUAUGUCGCUAAAGAGCUGCAAGGAGCAGCUGGAGAAAGACUGGUGGGAUAUUGAGGCCGUGUUCACGGCUGUUUUUGCCCUUGUGGAGGAAGCCCAGGCAAAAGUUCUUCAGCCUCUGAAGGACAGGAGGAAGGUCCUAGAGAAAGAGGUACAAAAUAUCAAAGAGGAGCUGAAAUCAGAGGUCAAAAGACUCGAGGAGACCAUCUGUGAAUUGGACCAAAUAUCUGCAUCUGAGGAUCACAUCUUCUUCUUGCAGAGAUACCCAUCUCUUCAAGGCCUGGAUGACCUCAGACAUGAGCCAGAGGUAGAGCUCGACACUUCACUGACAUUUGGGACCAUGAGGAAAACCACAGCAAUCAUGAUGGAACAAAUUCAACAGAAGCUGGAGAAUCUGACCAGCACUGAGCUUCAGAGAGUUCCAAAGUUUACAGUGGACGUAAGGCUGGAUCCAGCUACUGCGUACCGGCACCUUGUUAUUUCUGAUGAUGGGAAGGAAGUGAAAAAUGGAGGAGAAGACCAGGAAGUAGAGGAUUCCCUGGAGAGGUUUGAUCUGUUUGGCAGCGUCCUGGGGUGCAACAGAUUGACCUCUGGGAAGUCUUACUGGGAGGUAGAGGUCAGGAACAUGACCGGCUGGGAUCUGGGUGUGGCAAGAGGCAACGCAAACCGCAGGGGGAAACUCUCGCUGAAUCCAGACAACGGUUACUGGGUUACUGUUCAUUAUGAAGAUGAAAAGUAUGCAGCCCUGGCAAUGCCACCAGUUCAUCUUUCCCUGAAAGAGAAACCAAAGAAGGUGGGAGUGUUUGUGGAUUACGAGGAAGGUCUUGUCUCCUUUUACGAUGUGACUGCUAAGUCUCACAUCUACUCAUUCACCGAGUGCUUGUUCAGUGAUGAGCUUCUGCCAUAUUUCAGUCCACAUGUAAACCAAGAUCAGAAAAAUGUACAGCCUUUGAUUAUUUCUGCUGUGACACAAUGAGAACAGGACAUGGAUGAGUAUUGAAGAAUGUGUACCAUAGCAUUGUAAUCCUGGUAAAAUCGACUAUGGAAAGCUUUUUUAUUGCAUAAGUAUAACAAAUUAGGUUGCCAUGUUGUGUUACCUACUUUGUUCAAAUCUUAAAAUCUGGAAAGAGUUGACUAAUGUUAUUAGCUACAGAUGUAGCUACUACAUCUAAACUAUAAUUUCCGACAUACACUGUUAGAAAAUUUAAUUCAGUGGACAGAAUCUAAUUGUUAUUGAAAGGACCUAUUGGUCCUUUGAGGUCUGUUGAAUUGCUUUUCUCAGAGGCAAGUGCUGUUCUAGUAAACACAAAAU
Messenger RNA from Monopterus albus (swamp eel), 2783 nucleotides. RefSeq names its product E3 ubiquitin-protein ligase TRIM39-like. The coding region runs from base 198 to 2447 and encodes 749 amino acids. The record is from RefSeq and is a predicted model, not a curated record. NCBI's taxonomy places the organism in Eukaryota, Metazoa, Chordata, Actinopteri, Synbranchiformes, Synbranchidae. The transcript has 9 exons. Gene Ontology annotation, molecular function: protein binding; zinc ion binding.